Messenger RNA from Drosophila suzukii, 2093 nucleotides. It is a transcript of the gene Irbp, whose product is annotated as Inverted repeat-binding protein. The record is from RefSeq and is a predicted model, not a curated record. Gene Ontology annotation, molecular function: damaged DNA binding; telomeric repeat DNA binding; double-stranded DNA binding. Gene Ontology annotation, biological process: telomere maintenance; double-strand break repair via nonhomologous end joining. Lineage: Eukaryota; Metazoa; Arthropoda; Insecta; Diptera; Drosophilidae. Gene Ontology annotation, cellular component: Ku70:Ku80 complex; nucleus.
UUGACCUGCUGCGUCGAUUAACGCGGUCGCUUGUGAAAUUGGCGAACAAAUAAUUGCGACCUGAAAUAAAAUAGCAAAAGAUGAGCACCUGGAAUCCCGAGAACGAUGUGGACCUCUUGUCCGGUUCCGAGGAUGAGGAGGAAGUGGCCAUGAAGCGGGACUACCAUGGGCGAGAGGCCCUUCUUUUCGUGGUGGACGCAAAUCUGCAGACAGCCGGCGUGGAUCGCCUGAUGGAUGCACUGAACAUCAUUCGCACAGCCUUUAUUUCUGGGAUCCUGGUGAACGACAAGGACCUCAUUGGACUAGUCUUUGCCAACACAAAGCACAGUCCGCUGCCGCUGGAGGCCAACGCCUUGGACAACAUCGUGAUGCCCGAGGAUUGCGCUGUGUUCCUGCCUCUAAGACAGCUAACCAAACCCAUUGUGGAGCACUAUCUGGAGUUCAUGGGCGGGGUGGAGACACAGUUCGCCAAUGUGUACGGCCUAGUUGAGCCCGAUGGCCACGGAAGGUUUGACCUUAUGAUCCGGCUUUGCAUCGAAAUGCUGGAGAAGUGCGGCAAGAAGCUGAACAAUGCCAAGAUCGUUUACUUGACCGAUGUGAGCACGCCGCAUCCGUCGUCCAGUAACCACUAGGCAGCCCUGCAAAAGGCCAGCGAUUUGGAGGGGAAGGAAUUCGAGUUUCAUGUUAUUCCCAUGGUAGAUGACUUUGACUACGAGCCCUUCUACAAAGAGUUCAUCACUCUCUCAAGGGCCAUUGAAAUGGACUCCUUCCAAGUACCGGAUGCCCAAAUGUUGCGAGAGAUCCUAGCAGAUCGCAAGCUCAAGCAGGACUUCCUUCGCCGCUGCCUGGGCCACUUCAGCUUCUACCUGGGACCCAACCUCUCCAUGUCCGUACAGUACUAUAACUACUUUCAGCGACGCGCCUAUCCGCGCAAAGUGCAAAUCCUGCGCAGGGACAACAGCUUGGUGAGCACCAAGCGGGUGAUCACGGUGCAAAAGAAGGACGAGGAGUCGGAGGAAGUCCUUCACGAGUACCAAAUCAAGUCGACGGGCGGUUGGUACAGUUGCAACGUGGGCGGGAAGAACUUGCGCAUUAGCACAGAGCAGAUAAAUCGGGUGCGCAACCUGCACAAGCCUCAAAUGAUGCUGCUGGGUUUCAAGCACCGCUCCUCUCUGCCGGAGGUGAUUUACAGCAAGCCCUCAAAUUUCAUGUAUCCCGACGAUCAGAGUAUCAUCGGAUCAAAGCGUCUGUUCCGGGCUCUGUGGGAGCGCUGCUUAGCGCGGGAAAAGAUAGCCAUCUGCCUGUUUAUGAGCAGGCGCAAGUCCAUCCCUCGCUAUGUGGCACUGGUGCCAGUGGAGGCACCGGAUAAAGCGGACGAGAAGAACUACCGCUCGCUGCUCUGCGGCGAUGGAUUUAAGAUCGUUUACUUGCCGGAGGCCAAGCACAUCCACAUAGAUAUGUAUGAUUGGAACGAUACUGGGAAUUCGGCUUCCGAUGAGGGCGUCGAGUUUUUCCAAAAGAUCAUCAAGAAGCUGCGUGUUGACUACCAGCCCAAUCUGAUCAACGACCCAAGUCUGGACGCCCUGCAGGCGAAUCUUUUGGCGCUUUCCUUGGACUUUACGACGGACAACAGUAGCUUUGAUAAUCUGCUGGACACCACGCAACAAGACAAGCGCAUCGAAAAGAUCGUGCCCGAAUACGAGAAUAUCUUCGAUCCAGAGAGGAGCGGCAAGAAACGAGCAGCUAAAUCCACCGCAGACGGUGCAAGCGCCCCGAAAAUGCCAAAGGUAGACGAAGAGCAGCUUAAGAACUUGGACUUUGUAAAGGUCUAAUCAAGGAUAAGAGCUGCAAACUGCACAGCAGCCCAACUUCAGUUUAUUUUGCGGUUCCAUUUCGAUAUUUCGAUGCCCAAGUCGGCAACAAAGGCAAAAUUGGUGGAACGAAUCGAAGCUUCAAGUGAGUCCGCCGCAUAAUGUUAUAUUUGUUGGUAAAUACUGUAUAUAAUCCUAAAAUUUCUUAUUUGUAAGAUUGUUUUGUUUAGUCGUUUAAGUUUGCGACCUAUGCAAUCUGUAUUAAGUAUAUUCAAGUUACCG